CCAAAAGCAUAGGUAACAAAAGCAAAAGUAGAAAAGGGGACCACAGCAAACUUUAAAACUUCUGCACAUUCAAGGGAUGCCCCUUCUCGGCCACUCAGGCAGCCUCACCCACACCCGCCAGGUCCCUACCCCACUGUGAGAGUCCUCGAGCCACUUUCCCAUCCCUCCACCUGCCUCGGCCUCAUUCGGAGGCUCCCCAAAGUCAGCGAGCUAAAGGCUGCCCCCGGGAGUCCUAACCUGGAGAUUCUCCAGGCACAGGGACUUCUCAGAAGCAAAGUUCUCUCCUGUGACUGAAUUUCAGUAUCUCUUUCCUUCCUGGCACAGGUCCAGGCUCACCUGGUUCGGCGACUGGACCCCCACACUCGUGCCUUUGCCAUCAAAGUGGAGAUUCCUAUUUCCAUUUGCCUUUUCACUUUACACACAUCAGCUGGGAUUGCCCAGUGAACCUGGCUAAAAGCAGAGCCAUGGGGCCAAACAAGCAGUUAGGAUUUAGCCAUGGCUGCAGCUUGGGUCCUGGUGUUGGUGACUGUGAUGCUGGACUUGGCCAGAGCAGGCCCUGUCCCCAUGUCCAAGCCCACCACAACCGGGAAGGGCUGCCACAUGGGCCGGUUCCAAUCUCUGUUGCCAAGGGAGCUGGAGGGCUUCAAGAAAGCCAAGGAUGCCUUAGAAGAGUCGCUCUCGCUGAAGAACUGGAGCUGCAGCUCUCACCGCUUCCCCAGGACCCGGGACCUGAGGCAGCGGCAGAUGUGGGAGCGCCCUGUGGCCUUGGAGGCAGAGUUAGACCUGACGCUGAAGGUCCUGGGUGCUGUGGUAGACUCGUCCUCGGGGGUCAUCCUGGACCAGCCGCUGCACACGCUGCGCCACAUCCACUCCGAGCUUCAGGCUUGCAUCCCGGCUCGGCCCACAGCAGAAUCCCAGCCCCACCGCCUCCACCACUGGCUGUGCCGGCUCCAGGAGGCCACAAAGGAGGAGUCCCAAGGCUGUCUCGAGGCCUCUGUCACAUUCAACCUCUUCUGCCUCCUCAUGAGGGAUCUGAGAAUUGUUGCCAGUGGAGACCUGCAUAUCUGAAAACCUGGACCCAGACCUUACUUAUGCACUAAGCCCCAACCCUGCCUUAAGUUAUUUCCUCUAAUCCUUUAUUUAUGGAGCUGCAGAAGAAAUGUUUAUUUUUCUACUUUUGUACAACAUGUUCAAACAAACAGUAAGAAACUGUAAAAAAAAAAAGAAGAGCCAGCUGCCAAUUUUCAGGAGGUUGAGAGAACAGAGGAACGUGAUAAACAACAGCAGAGGAUGCAAUCAGCAAAAUGUAGACUCUGGCAAACUGAAGGACAAACAAUCCGAUUUCUUCAACAAAUACAUUUCAAGGGAAAAGAAGAGAAAGAGGAAAAUGUCCUUCUAUAGGGACAGCCUUUAGGAUAAAUGUGAUUUAAAGAUCUAUCCAUUGCAAUAACAUGAGACCUUAUUUGGGCCCCAACGCAAACACACAGUUUUAAAGGUAUGCACUUCUAAGACAAUUGGACCUGCGAACAGUGAUUGGGUAUUUGUUACAAUUAAGAAACUGUUAUAAAAAUUUAGAUGUGAUCAUGGUAUUGUUUUAAAAGUCCUUGUCUUUUAGAUACAGGUACUGAAAUGUUCACAAGUGAAACAGAUGUCUGGAAUUUGCUUCUAAGAAACUUAGGAGUGGGGAAAGUGGAUUGACAGGUACAGAAAAAAGUCAGAUUGGCCGGAAGUUGUUAACCAUUGAGCUGCUGAAGUCCUGCGUUCGAUGUACAUGAGGCAUCAUUAGAGUAGUCUCACUUCUUUUGUAAAUAAAAAGCUUUCCAAAAUGAGCAAAUGGAAAAAAUGUGGUUUAAGCAAGACAGAAGUUUACUUCUCACAUACAAAACUCUGAAGGCAGGUGGGGCAGGCCAGGUAUGAUGGUGGCUUCCUAAGCAUCAGGGACCCAGCCUCUUCCAGCUACUCACUGCAGCCCCCUUCACUUGGCCUCUGCCUCAGAGUCUCACAUGGCUGCUCCAUGCCAGCCAGCGCAGCCAGGGUGGGAAAAACAAGCUUCUUUCUUUGAAGGACAUGUCUCAGAAGCCACACACAGUAUCUUUCCAUCCUAGGGACCAGACAUAACCGUAUGACCAUGCCCAGCUGCAGGAGAGGCUGGGAAAGGCAGUCUUUAUUCUGGAUGGCUAGAUGUCUAAAAUUCAAGGCUUCUAUUACCAAGGGAGAAAGGGUGAGCAGAGAUUGGGGUCCAAUUGGCAACGUCGUGUGGGGUACAGAGCUGGCAGCAAGGCUAAUGUUAAUCUUGUACAACUGGUGGGCCUGAGGAUGUUUAUGCUUGUCAUUUACAUAUACGAAUUAAGCAACCUGCUCAGAGUCUCUGCUCCGCUUUAGAUACAGGAGUGAGUGUCUGGCUUCCUUUGCUCUCCCAGGCUGGGUGUUCAUCUCUAGGAAGCUGCUGUUCCUGGUAGCCAGGAUGGCAGUGCCAUUUCCUAUGCUGUCACUAAAACCAAACCCAGUACCUGGGCCUUGGUCUGGUCCAAGGCCUGGAUAUUUGCUCAGCCAGUGAAUGAGAUGGAGAAAACCGUUCAGUCUCUUCCCCAACAGCUGAGUGGCUUUGUGGGGUCCAACCCUGCAGAGUGGUCAGCAUGGUGGCACAGACACCCCAUCAAUGCAUAAAGACAGGAUGUCCCAAACCACAGCUGCGCUUAUACCACUCUUAAAAUUUUUGCAAUACAUUCUGCUUUUAAGUCAACCAUGAUUUAUUUUUUAUUUAUUUUUAUUGAAGUAGAGUUGAUUUACAAUGUUAUAUUAGUUUCAGGAAACUUCAUUUUUAAAAACACCUUAAAUUGAUUUUUAAAGUAAUCCCCCAUUAUGGCCUGCCCUAAAUAGAAGGUAACUGAAAACCUAAGAUUCUGCCAGAGGUUCUCAGCCUGACUCCUGCUUUCUCUUGUUAAAGACAAACUCGCAUUACACUGACCAGAAUCCUCCUUAGGGCAUUUAAACGGAUCAAAAAAAUUUUAAACGGGAUUAAUUUUUUUCACAACGCCCUUCAAUGUUAUUUAAUUCCUGUCAGGUCACCACCAACAAUCACUUCUCCUGGAGUCUGCAGUCUCACUUCUAGGAAACACGGCUGAACUCUGAACACCUUGGUUUCCCCGUUGGUAAGAUGGGGAUCAUAACAGGAUUUAUGUUAUCUUCUAGGAGGAUUGAGACAAUUAUAUGAGAUCACGAACGUAAAGUCUCAGCGUAUAAAAUGCCUGGCUCACAGUAUAAGUAUUCAAAUGCUGGCUGUUAUUAUUUGUCAGUUUAAUGGAGGAAAAAAUGUGAGUCCUGUCACUAAAGAACUAAAACAUGGCUUGAGCAAAAAAAACAAAAACAAACAAAAAAACACCGAAAAACCCAAGCAACCAGACUUCCCUGGUGGCGCAGUGGUU
Aethalodelphis obliquidens (Pacific white-sided dolphin) is the source of this 3425-nucleotide messenger RNA. Its product is annotated as interferon lambda-1-like. NCBI's taxonomy places the organism in Eukaryota, Metazoa, Chordata, Mammalia, Artiodactyla, Delphinidae. Gene Ontology annotation, biological process: cell surface receptor signaling pathway via JAK-STAT; defense response to virus; positive regulation of immune response. The record is from RefSeq and is a predicted model, not a curated record. Gene Ontology annotation, molecular function: cytokine activity.